Messenger RNA from Corticium candelabrum, 1058 nucleotides. RefSeq lists its product as uncharacterized. The coding region runs from base 91 to 795 and encodes 234 amino acids. The record is from RefSeq and is a predicted model, not a curated record. NCBI's taxonomy places the organism in Eukaryota, Metazoa, Porifera, Homoscleromorpha, Homosclerophorida, Plakinidae. The transcript has 2 exons.
UACCGAAUGAUUUUAAAAUCCGAACAACGUUCGAAAGUGGGUGGGUGGGUCAGAAGGCUGUUCGAAUUAGAAAUCAUUUGAUCACUGCGCAUGCGCAGAUUUCUUUAUUGUCCAGUGGUGAUGAAAAAGCAGCUGACUCUCUUUGGUGUACGGAAGAGGAAGAGAGAGCCUUUCUUCCAACGCAGUGCAGAUGACAGUGAUUACACACGAGUGAUCGAAACUCUGUGGCAGCAAGAUGCUGGACAGCGCACUCGCAAGGACUUCUUCAAGUGGGCGCAAGGCCAAUGGCGUGACAAGUACUCGAAGGACAGGAAGGCAAGAGAUGAUGUGAUAGCCAAGAGCGUUGGAGUCCAACAGGGAAUGGACAAUGCGGACGAGAAGGCGGCGACGACUGGUUACUUCCGGCGAUUGGAUGAACCGGAACCGAAGCGUUCACACCUAUCUUGUCAUGGCCGUCAUGACCAGGUUAGUAUGGUCGCUUCGGUAUCCACAGAUGGCGACGACAUAGAGGUAGCUAGUGGAGGGCCCGAAGCAGAGUUCUUGAAUGCUAUUGGGAUUGACUCCUCUCAAUUGCUGACGGAAGAUGUUGUAGGCAGAUCAGAUUUUAUGGGCGUGUUACGUCAGUGCGCGAGACAGUGGCUGGCAUACAAACAGGUACAGGCGACAUAUGAAGCACACGCAAAGUGGCGUUGGGGACAUAGUCAGCUCAUUCGAGCAGAAGAUGAGCUGGUGACGGAAGAGAAGAAACUGAUGGCUGCAAUGUGUGAUGUUGCUCAGAGAAGAUGGAAGGACUAGCAGCUCUGUCUGCGAGGCUGCUAAAGUUUCCAGGCUGCUGAAGAAAGAAGAAGGGAACAUGCUGACUCUAUAGUCUAUUAAACUGUUUAGUAGAGUACACGAUGUGAUUUUGUUCGAUAAAUAGAAGUGGGUACAGCGUAUAAUAGCUGCGAGGAGAAAUUGUUUCAUGACUAUGGACAGCUGUUAGGAUUAGGUAGGUGGGUGGGUGGGUAAGAAGAAAUUCUAACGUUGUUCGGAUUUUAAAAUCAUUCGGUAACUACGGA